CGAUGUAGCGAGUUGCGGAGUUGGGUCCGAAGUUGCCGCGAGGCGCCGGGACGCGACAUCGCCCCGGGAGCGGCGCCAGGUGGGCUCUGGGAUGUCCCCAGCAGGAGCAGGAAUGGCAGAGAAAUCCGACUCACGGGACUCAGAAAACAGCUGGGUGAUGGCAGGCACCGAGGGUUUGCCUGUUGAAACGAUGGGCCCAGAGCAGGAACUGGCCUCCCACACGCGGGAGGAUGAGGAGCUGGAAGAGGACAGCACCGCAGACACAGUGGCAGGCGCACGGUUAUCCCAGGGGUGGGCCGCAUCCCAGGAGUCCCCGUCAGCAGCCGGUCCUGGCCUCUCCGCAGCGGUGGCCGCCCUCAGCGGGAGUGGCGAGGCCUCCUCCCCGGGCCAGAGCCAGGGCCCGGAGGAGGGCGAGCUCGAGGACUUGGAAGAGCAUCCGGGCCCCACAGCGGGGGCAGUGCCCGUGCAGACCCCCGACAGCGCCUCCCCGGAUGGCUGCGCCCAGGAGGAGCCCGAUGCCGAGGCUGAGCCGGGACCCUGGCCUGACGCCCGCAAAGCAGAGCCGCUGGCGGAGGAGGGGAGCUGCACCAGCAGUGAUGACGAUGUGGAGGGGCUUCGGAGGCGGCAGGUCCACGAACCCCGUCCUGGGCCUGCUCCCCCUGGGCCUGCCCCACGCUGGGGGACCCAGGACGCCAACAACGAGGAUGAGUUCAACAUGAGCAAGUACCUGCUGGGCGCCUUGGCGCUGGUGGCCGUGGGGCUGCUGCUCCUCUCCGGCGGCAUCUAUGACCUGCCAGAUGGCCCCGUGGAGAGUGUGGUGACCCGGGACAUUGCAGAAGGGGAGCAGGAGUCGCCGCUGCCUGCUGAUGGCACAGACUCACCACAGAAGUCCCCAUCAGAUGCUGGGGACCCCCAGAGCAUGCAGUCCAUGAGCCUCCUCUUGGACAGACUGGCCAAGGAGAACCAGGACAUCCGGCUCAUGCAGGCUCAGCUGCAGGCGCACAAGGAAGAGCUGCAGGCGCUGCUGCGGAAGAGAGAGGGCGAGGCGGCCGUUGCCGGGGCCCAGCAGCAGAGCCUGGCAGCGGAGAACGCGCAGCUCCGCGCAGCGCUGCAGCAGGAGGCCGCCGCGCUCCGGGCGGCCCAGACUGAGCUGCAGCGCCUGCACGGUGCGGGGGCCCGGGGCAGCCCCCAGCCCCAGGCACCGGAGGCUGGGCAGCCUCAUGGCCCAGGUACGCCAGCCGGCGAUGAGCCCGCGGUACGGCAGGAGGUGGCCAGGCAGCGCAGCUUGCUGGUCUCAGUGCAGCAGGAGCUGGCAGGCGCGCUGGAGCGAGCCCGGGCCUCGGGGAACCUUGAGCGGCUCUUGGAGGAGCUGAGCGCCCUGGAGGAGCAUCUGGGCCAGGAGGUGCAGGCGGAGGGGGCUGAACCCUUCCCCAGGCACUGGAAGAAGCCGUUCAAAGCCGAUAAGAGGGAAAGUAAGCGGCAGAAGCGGCACGGCGCUGGGGAGGCCCCUCACGAGCUAGGCGAGGGGGGCGGCAGAGAGAAGAAGGAGCAAGGCAAGCCCCAUGGGCACAGGAAGGACCCCCGUCCCCCGCGGGAGCACAAGGCUGGCAAGGCCUGGGGGAAGGCGUCUCACGGGGCGCCCCAGCGUGGCCUGCGGGAGCUGCCCCCGCUGAGCCAGUACUGGGCGCCACAGGGCUGCUCGGGGGUGGCCGACUGCGCCCACAAGGAGGGCCGCGAGGUGUUGGGGGCCGCGCUGGAGCCGGUGAAGAAGGCGCAGUUCCUGCAGCUGCUGCAGGGCUUCAUGGGGCGCCUGGGCUGGGGGAGGCACUUUGCGGAGCUGGCCGUGCUGCUGGAGGGCGUCUUCGGGGCUGAUGGCACCUUCGCCCACGACCGCCUGCGCUUCGUGGACUUCGUGGAUGACGUGGAAGAGCUGCUGGAAGACCUGGCGAGGCGUGAGCAGGGCGACAAGAAGGCAGCCGAUGGCUUUGAGGAAUUUGUGCUGCGGCACUAUGCUGAGGAUAGCAGUGUCCUCAAGAAGGAGCGCCACAGGAAGGGCACCCAGCAGCACAGCAGGGCCAGUGUCACGCAGGACCAUGAAGGCCGGCCACGAGGGUAGAGCCAGGCAGGCCCCAUAGUGUGUAGGGGGCAGCUGGGCUUGUUGCAGGUAUCUGUUUAACGCACUGUGUCCUGCUCCGCGGGCCCCCAGCCUGUGUGGGGGGCAGUGGCCCCCAGUAGAGCCGUUGUUGGGGGUCAGUGGGGCUGGCUGGGCUGUGGUUGCUCCACAUGCAGUUGUACACCUCCAGCCUCGAGGCCGCACAGCUCUGGGCUCUCCCCACCCCGUCCCAGCUGGGCCGGGCGCUGUGGGCCCAGGCACUACCGCACCUUGUGUGAUGCUGCACUGCCGUAGAUGCAAUAAAGUCACCGCUGGUCAA
Rhea pennata is the source of this 2432-nucleotide messenger RNA. RefSeq names its product PBX homeobox interacting protein 1 (gene PBXIP1). The record is from RefSeq and is a predicted model, not a curated record. The transcript is spliced from 10 exons. Lineage: Eukaryota; Metazoa; Chordata; Aves; Rheiformes; Rheidae. Gene Ontology annotation, cellular component: membrane. The coding region runs from base 92 to 2116 and encodes 674 amino acids.